Molecule: messenger RNA, 3675 nt
Organism: Geodia barretti
Lineage: Eukaryota; Metazoa; Porifera; Demospongiae; Tetractinellida; Geodiidae
Source: the annotation of a GenBank genome assembly
AUGCGCUUGAACCAACUGCGAAUCUCCGGCUUCAAGAGCUUUCCGGAACAGGCGGAGAUCGCAUUCGACGCCGGGGUGACCGCCAUCGUCGGUCCGAAUGGAUGCGGCAAGAGCAACCUCAUAGAUGCCAUCACGUGGGUGCUGGGUGAGCAGAGCGUGCGGAGCCUGCGCGGCGAGCGGAUGGAGGAUGUCAUCUUCGGCGGCAGCGACGGCCGCCGGCCGACCGCAACGGCCGAGGUCCGACUGCGUUUCUCCAACGUUGCGGCUGCCGCGACCAUGCUCAACGGGAACGGCGCGCCCGCCGGUGAAUCGAAUAUCGAGGUCGGCCGGCGAUUGUUCCGGUCUGGCGAGAGCGAGUACCUGAUCGACGGCCGGGUCUGCCGGUUGCGCGACAUCCAGGACCUGCUGAUGGACUCCGGGGUGGGGGUCAAGGCGUACGCGAUCGUCGAGCAGGGCAAGAUCGGUCACAUCCUGAGCGCACGUCCUUUGGAACGGCGCCAGCUGCUCGAAGAAGCGGCAGGCGUAACGAAAUACAAGAGCCGCCGCCGGGCCGCCGAGCUGAAGAUCGAGGCGGCAAGACAGAACCUGACCCGCGUCGACGACAUCAUCUUCGAGAUCGACAACCAGCGGAACGCGCUCAAGCGUCAGGCGGCAAAGGCGCGGCGGUACCGGGUCUUGCGUGAGGAUUUGCGCCGCUGGGAGAAGGUGCAGCUCGCCCGCGCCAGCGCCGCGCUGGCGCUGACCAUCGAGGCUGCCGAGCAGCGUCUGGCAGAUGCCCGCGUCCGCGAGCAGGGCGCAGCGGCCCGCGUGGCUGAGCUGGAGACGGCGCACGAGCGGCACCGGCUUGCGCUCGCCGAGGCCGAUCGGGCUGCCACCGCCGCCCGCGCGGCGGCGCAUGCCCACGAGCUGGCGGCCGGGCGCCUCCAGCAGCAGAUCGAGUAUGAGACGCAGCAGGUUGCGACGCUGACCUCAACAGCCGCCGCGCUCGAAGCAGAUGGCGCGUCGCUCGAGGCGAGGCGGUCGCCAUUGCAGGAGGAGCUUUCCUCGCAGGUCGAGGCAGCCCGGCGCUGCGCCAGUGAUCGGGAGUCCUCCGCCGAAGACGUGCGGGCCGCCGAGGCGGCGCACGAGGAAGCGCAGGCGGCGGUCGAAGGUAUCGAGGUUGACGUCGAAGCGGUGCGCAGCGCCGAAUUUGCAGCCGUGAGUGCGGCGGCGGUGCUGCAGAAUGUGGUGCAGAACGCCACCGAGGCGUGUGACCGCAUCGAUGCCGAGAUCGUCCGCCUCGCUACGGAGGCCGCCGACCUGGAGAUCGAAUCGGCGAAACUUGCCGCGGGGCGCAAGGAGAACGCGGCGGUUGUUGCGCGCGUGCGCGCCGUGCUCGACAAGGUCCGCGACGAGCGGGUGGACCGCGAGGCCCGGCUGGCCGCGGCCAACGAUGCACGCCAGGCCCUGUUGGCGGAUACGCGCGCCCGCGAACAGGAGUUGGCAAACGUUUCGGCCCGGAUAGCCUCGCUCGACGCGCUGAUCGCGUCGCGCGAAGGGUACGGCGACGCAGCGCGGCUUGUGCUGACCGCGCCGGACGGCGACCUGCAGCAUCUCGGUGCUGUUGCGGACCACCUGGAAGUGGACCGCAAGCACGAGUUGGUUGUCGAGGCGGGGUUGGACGACCUUCUCCAUGCGCUGGUGGUCCGGCAUGAGCGGGACGCACGCGCGGCGAUGGCGUUCAUUGCAGCGCACGGCGCCGGCCGCUGCGACUUCCUCAUCGCCGAGGCGGCCGCAGCCGACACGCCGCGAGGCGCCCCGCCGGACGCCGCGCUGAUCCCGUUCACGGAUCUCGUGCGCGUGAAUGGUCCCGCCGCCGCCGCGGUCCGCGGGCUGCUUGCGCGGCGCUGGCUCGCGCCGUCCUUCGAAGCGGCGUCGGCGGCGGCCCGCACCGCCGGCGACACGAUUGUGACGCCGGACGGGGCCGUAUUUCACGGUGUUGCGUUGGUGCGCGGCGGCGGCAGGUCAGAGGAAGGUGGAAUCCUGCGCCUCCGUGGCGAGAUCAAGGAGCUUCACGUACGCCAGGCUUCCGAGCAGGCUGCGGUGCAGCGCCUCGCCGACGAUGAGGAGACGCUCGAAGCCGCCGCCGCGCGCGCGGCGGCCGAGUUGAAGGCGCUGCAAGGGAACGAGCACACGCGUGAAAAGGAGUUGCUUGAAGCGGAGCUCCGACUUGCGCGCUGGGACGAUGAGAACGCGCGUUUGACGAGGCGGCGUGAACUGAUUCGGACCGAGGAUCGCCGGGCCCGGGAAGAGCGCGAGGAGCAGACGGCAAAGCGGGACGAGGCGCAGCAGUCCAUCGCCCGGCGGGAGGCCGAGCGGCAGGCAGCCGAGGCACGGCAUCGGGGCGCCCGGCAACAAUUGGUGGACGCGCGGGCCACGGUCCAGACGUUGGGCGCACGGGCCAGCGAGGUCAAGGUUGCCCACGCGGAGCUGGUGGAACGGGCGGCUGGUCUGGAGGCGGACGUCGGGAGGAUUGAGGCGGCGGCCGCCGAUCUCGAUCGGCGCGUGCAGGCCAGCGCGGCUGGCCGUCAGGACGCCAUCGACCAGCGGAAAGCGCUGAAGGAGUCCAUCGCGGGCGCCGGAGCACGUGUCGACGAUGAGGUGCGAAAGCUCGAUGCGCGGCGUUCUGACGUCCGCGACCUCGACGCCCGGGCGGCCGAGCUGCGCGACCGCAUCACCGAGCAGGGACAGCAGGUGCAGGCCGCGCGGGAUGUGCUCGAGACCUGCCGCGCGGAGGUCGGCGGCCUUGAAGUCGACAAGGCGCGCGCCGAGGCCGAUCGCGACAGUCUGGCUGAAUCGUGCCGCGAGGAAUUCCAGCUCAGCCUGGACGAGGUCCGCGCCGAGGUGGAGCAGCUCGAACGGGACGGUGUGAUCGCGCUCGACGCCCGGCGGCUGGCGUCCGCGGACGACCAUGCCGCGGAGCCGGUAGAGCCACCGUCCACCGACGCGGCGGCCGCACCCGCAGACGCGGCAUCCGGCGGCGCUUCGCGCCUGCCGUCCGCCGCUGACGUCGUCGCCCGGCUGCGCACCCGCAUCGAGCGCCUCGGCCCGGUCAACAUGAUGGCGAUCGAGCAGUUCGACGAGCUUGAGCAGCGCCACGAAUUCCUGACGACGCAGCGCGCGGACCUGCUCGACUCCAUCGCGUCGACCGGGAAGGCGAUUGAGCGGAUCAACACGGCGACCCGGGAUCGGUUCAAGCAGGCGUUCGAGGCCAUCAACGCGAACCUGCAGCAGACGUUCUCCACGUUGUUCGGCGGCGGCAGCGCCAGCCUCGUACUGUUGGACGAGGCCGAUCUGCUGGAGAGUGGCAUCGACAUCAUCGCCCAACCGCCCGGCAAGCGGCUCCAGAGCGUGCAGUUGCUGUCGGGCGGCGAGAAGGCGCUGGCGGCCAUGGCGCUGAUGUUCGCGGUCUUCAAGUACAAGCCGAGUCCUUUCUGUUUGCUCGACGAGAUCGACGCGCCGCUCGACGACGCCAACAUCGGCCGUUUCGUCGAGGUGCUGCGGGGCAUGCAGGACGAGACGCAAUUCGUACUGGUGACCCACAACCGGAAGACGAUGGAAAUUGCCGACCGUCUCUACGGGGUCACCAUGGAAGAGCCCGGGGUAUCGAAGCUGGUUUCGGUCUGGCUCAACUGA